Messenger RNA from Dama dama (fallow deer), 576 nucleotides. RefSeq names its product protein HP-20 homolog. NCBI's taxonomy places the organism in Eukaryota, Metazoa, Chordata, Mammalia, Artiodactyla, Cervidae. Gene Ontology annotation, molecular function: protein binding. Bases 1 to 576 code for a protein of 191 amino acids. The record is from RefSeq and is a predicted model, not a curated record. The transcript is spliced from 3 exons.
AUGGCUGAUCUCCGGAUAUUGGUUAGCAUCAUCCUAAUGGCAAAUGCUGUCCUGGAGAAAGGAGGAUGUGCCGCACCUCCGGGGCCAAGAGGACACCCAGGACCUCCAGGUGCAAGAGGGCCGCUUGGUCCCAGAGGGAUACCAGGUUUACCAGGUAUGGAGGGAAUUCCAGGACCAAGUGUAAAAUGCCCAUGCAACAGAAAGUCAGCCUUCACUGUGAAGCUCAGCAGCCAGCUGCCUUCACCUUCGAAGCCUGUCCCCUUCACAGAGGUCCUGUACAAUGCCCAGAAAGACCUACAGGAGGACACUGGGGUCUUCACAUGCAGGGUGCCAGGAAAUUACCAUUUCCUCUUCGAUGUGGAUCUCCAUCACUGCAAGGUGACUGUUCAGCUGAUGAGGGACAAAAGUUCUGUCUUAGAAAAGCAUCAGGUCUCCACCAAAGAGCCCAGGAAUCUCUCUGGCAUGUUGACCCUGCCGCUAAGCGUAGGCGAGAAGGUGUGGCUGGAAGCAGAAGUGGAAGCCGAGAAGCCGGAGCAAGCCAGAGUUACAAUUUAUUUCUCUGGUUUCCUGACAUAG